UCCACGGAGAGGUCAUUGGAUCGGCAGUGGGUGGAGCCCUCUCCGCGUCGCUCGCCUUCCAGCGUAGGCUGGGCGGCCUCCGGUUUUCUGCGGGCUCGCCACCUGCCCGUCAUGGACUACCGGCGGCUCGUGAUGAGCCGGAUAGUCCCGGGGCAGUUCGACGACGCGGAUUCGUCUGACAGUGAAAACGUAGAAUUGAAGAUGAUCAAAAAGGAGGAUAGUGCUCCACUUGAAGACUUUCAAACUAAGACCGAAUAUGAGAUUGAAGAGGAAGAAGAGGAGGAUUAUGAUGAGGAUGAUGAUUGGGACUGGGAUUAUGGAGUUGGGAAACUCACAAAGGGUUAUGCAUCCACUGCAGGGAGUAACUCACAGGCAAAUCGUCUCACUUCUAACUGCAGCUCUGCCAAAAUGUCUACUCCAGCAGAUAAGGUCUUACGGAAAUUUGAGAAUAAAAUUAAUCUAGAUAAGCUAAAUGUUACUGGUUCUGUCAUAAAUAAAGUUACCGAAAAGUCUAGACAAAAGGAAGCAGAUUUGUAUCGCAUCAAAGAUAAGGCAGACAGAGCAACUGUAGAACAGGUGUUGGAUCCCAGGACUCGAAUGAUUUUAUUUAAGAUGUUGACUAGAGGCAUCAUCUCAGAGAUAAAUGGCUGUAUCAGCACAGGAAAAGAAGCUAAUGUAUACCAUGCUAGCACAACAAAUGGAGAGAACAGAGCGAUCAAAAUUUAUAAAACUUCUAUUUUGGUGUUUAAAGACCGGGAUAAGUAUGUGAGUGGGGAAUUCAGGUUUCGUCAUGGCUAUUGUAAAGGAAAUCCCAGAAAAAUGGUGAAAACUUGGGCAGAAAAAGAAAUGAGGAAUUUAAUCAGGUUAAACACAGCAGAAGUACCAUGCCCAGAACCUAUAAUGCUAAGAAGUCAUGUUCUUAUCAUGGGUUUCAUUGGAAAAGGUGACAUGCCUGCACCACUCUUGAAAAAUGUCCAGUUAUCAGAAUCCAAAGCUCGGGAACUAUACCUGCAGGUAAUUGAGUACAUGAGACGGAUGUACCAGGAUGCCAGACUUGUCCAUGCAGAUCUCAGUGAAUUUAACAUGCUGUACAAUAAUGGAGAUGUGUACAUCAUUGAUGUUUCUCAGUCUGUGGAGCAUGACCACCCACACGCCUUAGAAUUCUUGCGAAAAGACUGUGCCAAUGUCAAUGAAUUUUUUCUGAAGCACAAUGUGGCUGUGAUGACUGUGCGGGAGCUCUUUGAAUUUGUUACAGAUCCAUCAAUUACACGUGAGAACAUGGAUGCUUAUCUCUCAAAGGCCAUGGAAAUAGCAUCUCAACGGACCAAGGAAGAAAGGUCCAGCCAAGACCAUGUGGAUGAAGAAGUGUUUAAGCAAGCAUACAUUCCUAGAACCUUAAAUGAGGUGAAAAAUUAUGAGAGAGAUCUGGAUAUUAUGAUGAAGUUGAAGGAAGAGGAGAUGGCCAUGAAUGCCCAACAAGAUAAUAUUCUAUACCAGACAGUAAUGGGAUUGAAGAAAGAUUUGUCAGGAGUUCAGAAGGUUCCUGCACUCCUAGAAAAUCGCGUUCAGGAUUCAACUUGUUCUGAUUUAGAAGAUUCUGGAAGCUCUGAUUGCUCUGAUGUAGACUCUGAGGAGCAAGGAGAUCAUGGCCAUUCUAAAAAGCAUACCACUGACCCAGAACUUGGUAAAAAGGAAAGGAAAAAAAUGGUCAAGGAAGCCCAGAGAGAGAAAAGGAAAAACAAAAUCCCCAAGCACGUGAAAAAAAGAAAGGAGAAAGCAGCUAAGAUGAAGAAAGGCAAAUAAAAUCAGGAACCCUUAACAGCCAUCUCCCAUCAGUUACAUGAACCCCUGAGGUGCAUCUAGAAGAUGGGUUCCUAAGUAUAACCAUAUUGUCUCUGGAGACUGCUGAAAGUGUUUUCAUGUAAUUGUGUCAAAACGUUCAAGUGCUACUAUCUAGUUCCAGUCAGCAUCUCGGUCUGGUAUUGAUGGAGCAUUUAUUUAAGCUACAAUUUUAAUGAAGGACUUUAUACUAGUGAUGCCCCCCCCCCCCCAA
Molecule: messenger RNA, 2053 nt
Organism: Echinops telfairi (small Madagascar hedgehog)
Lineage: Eukaryota; Metazoa; Chordata; Mammalia; Afrosoricida; Tenrecidae
Gene: RIOK1
Product: RIO kinase 1
Exons: 17
Coding region: 112-1803 (563 amino acids)
Biological process (GO): maturation of SSU-rRNA
Cellular component (GO): cytosol; preribosome, small subunit precursor
Molecular function (GO): ATP binding; protein serine/threonine kinase activity
Source: RefSeq, a predicted model, not a curated record